Cinara cedri is the source of this 5720-nucleotide messenger RNA. The record is from the annotation of a GenBank genome assembly. NCBI's taxonomy places the organism in Eukaryota, Metazoa, Arthropoda, Insecta, Hemiptera, Aphididae.
ACGGUGUACUCACUAAAUGUUAUGUAAUCCCGACGUAGAGGAUUGUGUUUCUGGUAUGGUACAUCAAGAUUGUUUCGGGGCAAAGAAUAAUUUGCAAGGUUCCUCGUCGGACUCGGCGGCCAAAAACGAUGUUAACACAAACAAAAUGGCUGAUGCGCUUAGUCGGAUCGUAAAAUCGCAGAGCCGUGUGACAUUUUACGCACGGUAACCCGGUGGUAUGCACUCGUAGCACAAUAGGCCGCAAAUAUAUUCGAUUAUAGAACGACUGUACAGUUACACGACACUCGCGGUUCAGACCGGAACAAACGAACAGGAGAAAAUCAGUAAUUAAACUUUGCCAACAUACGCCCGGCCUAAAGGAAAAAUACGAUAGCUGCUAAACGGUAAACAACACCCUUCGGUGAUAUGUUUUUUUUUUUUUUACAUUUUCCAGUCCGUACACCUUGGACGUGCUUUGGACACGUUCUUUGUUUGUAUUAACACUCGGUACAGAAUUACACCGGUAGAGAGCGAGACGCGUAUGUUUCAUGAUCGACAACACACGAGUUCGUUUACCGGUGGCUGGCGGGCACGGUCUGCAAGUAUGUCGACCCCAUAUGCUCGACCCGCUCCCACCUCUAUCUAUUACAACCAAUCAUAUCUCAUAUACAUAACAACAACAAUCAUCAUAAUAAUCAAUUAAUAACAAUAACAAUAAUAAUACGUCCGUUUUGUGUCUUGCACUCUUGCGUGUGUACAUUUGAACAUUUUAAUACUUAUAAUUUUUCUAUUUCAUUGGUUUUUUCCACAGAUAUUAGUACUUUAUAUUUGUGGUACAUUACUUCUUUAGAAAGUUAAUAAAAUUUUUUAUGUCUAACAAAAAAAAUAAAUUAAAUUUAUAUGAAUUAUUAGGUAUAGGCAUAUAUACAGUUGAAUUUUUGUUAACAAUCAUGCUUGUACUUUUCUUUCAGUACCUUUUACCAAGUAACAUUUAAUUUACUGCUACAUAAGUACAACUAAAGAGCCUAGGGAAUAUUUAAACAUUUAUUAUUUAGUUAACAUAUUUUAUUAGUCGAUUAAAAUAUGUAGUAACGUUUAAAACAACGAUAUACAUUAAAUAUCUCCGUUUUGACUUACUAUCAACUAAAUAAUAUAUACGUGUACUAGGUACCUAUAUUAUUUGUUUAAUAUACUUUAUGCAUUUUUGUUUACUGGGGUACAACCAUUUAUUUAAAAAAAUAAUUUGAACAUUAUUAUAAUAAUAUGUUAUAUUUAAAUAAAAUAAAUGACUUUACAUUUAAUAAUCAUUAGCACUGAUGAUCAGUGUUCUAAAUAUUAUUUAUUUAUGUGUUUAUUGAUAAUAUUUAUAAUAUAAUUAUUUUUAUUCUGGAAUAUGUAUUUUUUAAUUUUCCAUAAGUAUUUUCGAUUUUCAAACAUCUUUGAUGUUUUGCAAACCUAUAACAUUGCGAGAUUGCCGCUCAUUUUAUUUAUGAUAAUCACGGUUUAAGAUAUCUUAAAUCGUGAUGAUAAUAGAUAAGUGAUAUUGGUAAUAUUAUUUAAAUCGAAAUAUCAAUUCACUUUUUUUGGUUUUUUUAGAAAUGAGUGAUACUUUUUCUUAUAACAAUAAAAUAAUAAAUUAAAAUGUACUGCGAUAAAGUGAUAGAAUUGUUAAAAGAGUUGGAACGUUCCCGCGAAGAUACUAUACCUCCAUAUAAUGUACUCAAUAACACCUAAUACUUUAUCUAAAUAACGAGUAUUUUAUUUAACAUAUUUAUUAUAUUGUAUGAUUCUAUGAGUUAAAGUUAAUUACAGUUUGCAAUCUAAUUUACAGAAUGAUGGAAUAAAUCAAGUACUUUCUGAAAUGAAAACUUUGGAUACUGAAAUUUUGGAUAUUUUGUAAGUAUACAACUGUUGUUUUAAACAGUAAAUAGCAUUCAUUAUUUAAUAGUAAAACAUAUUAUGUGUUUUUUUAUAAUAUUUCUAUAAUAAAUGUAAUGUAGACAUAAAAAUCCAAGAGAUAAUUUGCCCAUGGAUGCAGUUCGCCUACGACGUGCAGCUAUAGAAAGAAAUAAAAGAUGUUUAAUGACAUACAUGUAAAACUAUUGUAUUAAUUAAGUUAAUUAAUAAAUUAAUAAUAAAUGCAUAUUAAUUUUAGCUGGACUAGAUUGCAGCGGUUAAAAGAAAUGCGUUGGGAAAUUGGUGCUAUUUUACCGUCAGAUGUAAGGCAAAAUCUUUCACAGUCGGAGGUGUGUUUUUUACUUUGAGUAUUAAUAUUAUAGUGUAAAUAAUAUGUAGGUGUUUUACAUUAAUUUCUUAACUAGUUAUUUUUUUUUUUUUAGAUAGAAUGGUUUAAUAAUUAUUGUAAAUCAUUAGUUUCAUAUAUGAAGACCAUAGGACCAGAUACUGGACUCAAUUUAACUCAAGACACUAAACCACCAAAGUCACUUUAUACUGAAGUAAAUAUUCAAAAUAAAUUAUUAAAUUUAUAUUUCUUUGAAUAUACAGUGAAUUCUGCAUAAUGUAAGCAUGGAACCAGUCACAUUUGCCCAUAUUAAUUGGCCAAAUACAUCAAAAUUAGUUUAAAAAUAACAAUUUUUAAUUUUAUAAAAGUUUUUAUUUUGUACACACAAACCAUAAAAUUGUAAACAAAUUUAAAUUAAUAAUUAUAUAGGUCUUUAUUUAUGUAUUUACUUAAAAAAAAAUACAAAAAAAUAAUGAAUAAUAUUAUAUAUUAGAUAAAAUUACAAUUAGGACAUAAGAGAUAUAAAAAACAAUGUUAAACCAUAUCUAAGGGCUGGAUUAAAGAUGGAUCGUAUUUGGUAGCAAGAAUUUUAAAGUGAUACUUUUGAGUUCAACACAUUUUGAAUGUGCAUCUCAGUUAUCAACGAGAGGAAAUAUGGACCUAUUUUUGGUCUAUUGGUUGGAUUUUGCGUGUAGUUAUCCCAUUCUCACAGCUAGUUUGAAAAAAUGGUUAGUCAUUCAUUUAUUUUUAUUUGUUUGGUAAUGAUCUGGACAACUGCCAUUUUUCCAUGAAUAAAUGUUUAAAGCGCUUAGGUUUUAAGCUUUUACCCACUACUAGCAACUUUCUCUUAUAACCAGUCAUAUUUAUAUUUAUUUAGCACAAAACUGUAAUCAUUUCUGUUGCCUUUUUUGAACCGAUAGCACGUCUUUUUUGAAACAUAAAGAACUGUCAAGUAUCACUCACUAAUACAUUCCAGUUUUGUUUACAUCAAAUGUUAUUUGAGGCAAAUAACAUAUUUUUUGUGACAUUUCGUUGAAAUUUAAAUUUAAUCUGAAAUUAUUGUUAUCUCUAUAACAAUUCUUUCCUCUGAAAGAAAGCAAUACAUUUUUAUUUUUAUUACUUUUGUUAAACAUAAUCUCAUAGAUAUGACAAAACCCAAUUAUAUUAGUCAUUUUAAAAUAUACAUAAAUUCUAACAUUAUGAUAAAAUAAAAAUAAAUAAAUAAAUGAUUUUUUUUUUGACCUUGUACGAUAUACAUUGGAACUGGUACUAGAUCAUUUUGCCCAUAAUAGGUGGUUGUCUUUAUUAAACGGAAUCCACUAUAUAUAUUUUUAAAAUACAAAUUUAAUUUAAGUUAUAAUGUAUGUACAUUUCAAAUUCUCUUAGAAUAUUAUUAAUCCUUGGGCUUUUAAAAAAAUUUGAUUAAAUACAAAUUUUAACUUAUUAAGUUAAAAUUUGAAAUAAUAUUUUUAUUAUAUUUGUUUUUGUCAUGAACCUCAAAAUUAUAAUUUUAUUAAUUAGAUAUUAUAAUUUUCAUAUGUAUUAACCAACUUAUUAUUUACAUUUUAUGACGUUUUUUCCACAAAUAAAUAUGUUUAUUUAUACAUUAUAUAAAUAUUGUUUUUACUUUAGGUAAGAAGUUUAGUAGAUGCUGGUAAAUUGGAACUGGAAAGUGGAGAAGUUUUGAUUCUAAGAAAAAAUAGUCAGUAUAUGUUAUCAAGAUCACAAGCUGAACCAUUAAUUCGUCAGGGUAUAUUGGAACAAGUUAGACAUUAAUUCUAUAUCUAAGAAAAAUGUUUAUGUUUAUUUUAGUAUGAUAAGAUAAUAAAUUUGUAAUAAGUAAUAGAUAAUUUAAUUUAUUUAGUUCUUAUUUUUCUGAGAGAUAAAAAAAUGCAUUUUACAAUACAUUCAUAACCCCUGUAAUUUGGCAGAGGGGUUGGUACUAAAAAAAUUUAUUAUUUUAUUUUAAAAUUAUUAUAUUUUUUUAAAUUAAAGAUUCUUAAGAAAAUUAUUGAAAUAAGUAGUUUUAUAAUAAUUUGUAAAUAUAUUUGUGUAUGAUUUAAUUAACUAUUUACUAUUUAAUUGCUUACGACCCAAGGUUAAUAAAAUAUAUAUGUAUAUAAAUAUUAAAUAAUAACCUUGUAAUAAUACAUAUCUAUGUUAGAUAUAUUUGGUAAGUAGGUCCCUAUCAUUAUUCAAAUUUAAUGACAAUAUGAACCUAAUAUUAUGGCAUCUAAAUAAUUUUUUUAAAACAAAAUUAAAAAAUAUUCUCAAUUUUUAUUUUCAAAAAAGAAAAAUUAAAAAUAAAGGGUGUCCUGUAAUCUGCAUUUGUUUCUAAGAAAUCUUAAUUAAUUUAUAUUGUAACCGAUUUCAAUAAAUUCAUAAUUUUCAGGGGAAAAUGUUGUUUUAUUAUUACAGAAUAAUAUCUGACACUCAAAAUUGCUGUAUCAGUUAUAUAGCAUUAAAAAAACAAGAACAAGAUACCUUUAUUUAGUUAAUUUAUUUUAAAAUAUAUACUGUUGAAACAAAUACAAUUUAUCAGACACCUUUUUUUCUUUCGUAAAAUUGUGUUUUAAUGUAUUUGAAUAUUUUUGCGGAAACCAUUAUUAAGGAAGUUAUGGAAAUUUGAAGUUUAUUGUUUUUAUGGUUUCACUUAAAUACCUACCUAGUUGAUUUUCUAUUAUUUUUUCUCAUUUGACCAUGGCGCAUUGGAUAACGAUAUCUUAGAAAUAAUUGCUGUAUAAGGCUCAAAACUUUUUUCAUACGUUAAUUAACAUGCGUGUAAUCUUCGUAUGUGACUUCAACAAAAUAUUUCGAUUUAAUUUUAUGAAUUGUUUAAUUCUAAUCUAAUAAGGGUAUGCCAACAGAAGCGCACAUUCUAAAAACGCAAUAACUCGACAAAAAACAAUCAAAAUUUCAAGAAAAAAAUGUAUUGUAAACAUAAACAUUUCCAAUUUAAUGAUGAAAAAUAAUGUCGAGUAAAUGUCCACCUCCGUGAUCCCUACAUGUAAUAAUGUGAUCCUUGAAAUUGGUCAUCACUUUCGCGCACAUCUCUCUGUCGAUUCCGUCAAUUACUCGCCUGAUUUCUUGCCAUUAUCUGAUGGCUUCAAGUCUUGUGUCAACUGAAUCUUAUAUAGAUGCAGAUGAAGCUCUUUUUUCAAAACUCAAAAUUUUUUCUCAGUUGCUGUGAACGACGGCGAACAGAUUUAUGCGGACUCACUUGAACACUGUCUUGCACUAUGACUACGUUUGCUGGCGAUCGAAUGGUCCUCUGAUGGGUAGCUUUCAUGUCUACAACUGAGCCAGUUUUCUCGAAUUGUUCUAACAAACGAGUUACAGUCGCUCGCGAUGGCGCAUUGUUUCGUACGAAACUUUUGCAACGUUUCAGCGACACAGUCUCUGCACUUGGAGUGCAUUUUCACUAUGGUUACACGUUGUUCAACUAUAAACCUCACCAUGACGACGAUUGCCAAAAACUGCUUGCAUUGACAAAUGGGAG